This is a messenger RNA of Diversispora eburnea, 1015 nucleotides long. The record is from the annotation of a GenBank genome assembly. Lineage: Eukaryota; Fungi; Glomeromycota; Glomeromycetes; Diversisporales; Diversisporaceae.
AUGGGUCAAAGUAUAUCCUCAAUAUUUGAGGAAAUUCGAACACCUUCAACAAGAGAUUCCCCCUGUCAAUACAACACAGCAAAAGCGAUAUUUGUAACAAACUCUCAAGGGAUUGCGUCCUCUCUACCCCAUUCAUCGAACAUGGGACAAAAACUAUCUUCGGUACAGCCCAGAAAAGAAGACACUUCUCAUGCAAUAUCUGGAGCACAACACAAAAAGGAACCGACUUCUAGAGGGUUAGGAAGCCAAAGGAAAAUAAAUUUCGUUAAUGAAAGUUUUCCUCCUCUCCCUCAAUCUGAAAAAAGAAAAAUUUAUGAAAAGAAGGAGGACGCUGCCCCUUCUCUUCAAUACAAUUUUGCAGCCCAAUCUAGAAUGAAAAUUUCUUCGAUAUCAGAAAGUACGCCUCUAUACGUGACUUCCUCGUAUAAGGGAAGUUAUGGAAAAAUAAAAGAACAAGGAGACAAAAUUUCUCAAACCCUCUAUCAUUUAGACCAAAUUCUAAGCCCUGACCCUGAUAAUGUCAUUUAUGGUUUUUGGCAAUGUAAUCGUUGUGAAUUUAGCCCACCAAAAGAGAAAGAGGUGUUUCUGGGUCCCCUCCAAAUUUAUCAACAUAAAACUCCUGAAGUUUUGUAUAAUAAUUUCAAGAAGACUUGUGAUUGUAAAAGAGAAAAUAUGAUUACAAGUUUCCGCGUAUAUACACGACCACGAUAUUCGGGUGAACCCACCCUCGAGAUCAUCUUUCACUUGUUUUGGAGAGAUUAUUACAGAGUAUUUGGCGAAUUUAAAUGCCAAAAUUGCCGGAAAAAAUGGAAAAGCGCUUACAUUUGGAUAUUGUUAAAACAAUUUAUUAAUAAAACCCCAGGACCACAGUUAUGUGAGGGUGAUUUUUAUAUGCAAAAAUGUAAAAGAUGCAAUGGUAAAAGCUCUAUCGUCAAGUAUGAAUCUUUAAAAAUUUCAAAAAGGUCACCACCACAUAAGAAAGAAUUAUGUGUAAAGUGUCAAGCUGGCGAUUACU